This is a messenger RNA of Cyprinodon variegatus (sheepshead minnow), 6789 nucleotides long. Its product is annotated as protein sprouty homolog 3-like. Gene Ontology annotation, biological process: negative regulation of Ras protein signal transduction; negative regulation of MAP kinase activity; animal organ development. Gene Ontology annotation, cellular component: membrane; cytosol. The coding region runs from base 775 to 1653 and encodes 292 amino acids. The transcript has 2 exons. The record is from RefSeq and is a predicted model, not a curated record. Lineage: Eukaryota; Metazoa; Chordata; Actinopteri; Cyprinodontiformes; Cyprinodontidae.
AUUCAUCUCUUAGAAGGAAGAGAGGAAAUCUGCAGAAAGGCAAGGAGAGUUUAAUAAAAACUAAGGACGUUUUUUUAACCAUCAAUUCUAACCUGUGUCUCCUCCUGUUCAGACUUUAAAAGGUGCAAUUUUCUUUGCAAUCCAUUUUUUAUAGUGUGCUGUGUUACUGUGCUGCUGCAGGUUCAGCUACUGUGUGGAGAUACUUCUGAUUCUUUCCAAGAAUUAUUUUCCUACAAACUACAGACAAACUAAAGUAAAGCCAUAGCUGUGCCUGCUGUUUUUUUUAUUUCUUUUUUUGAACAAAUUCCAGCAUCAGGAGCUUCCAUUCCAAAGUGAAUCUCUGCCAAGCAGGGACAGAGUGAGGGCGUGCUCUCUUUUAUGCGGUUUGCACAAAAGCUUGGCUUCUUUUCUGGAGGUGAAGAACGGGGUGACCUAAAGAGGAAGCACCAAGGAUCAGAGUGCUCCAAGAAAAGCUCAGUCAAAGAGGGGGAGAAGGAGGAGGAGGAGGAGGGUGCUUCCAACUGGGGAAGAGCAUCCUCUCAGCCAAGAAUCACAUACCAAUAAGACUAAAACAACAGGUUUGUCUUUUAUGAGAAAGCCCAGCUGCGACAUUAAAACUCCCCCCAGUGUAGAGAUCCUGCGAGCUCACAUCCAGGAAGAACCAGCUCAGCCUGCAGAAUGGAUCUCCCUCCAGUCAGAGAUAUGUCUGAUGUCCCGUGAGAUUUGGGAGGCCCCCAGCAUCCUGCCCUGGUGCCACACAGCUGGCUAACUAGGAUGGAGCACACUCAUUCUCUGAGAAACGAGCUAGACUCAGUACUUUCAAUAGAGCAGAUCCGUGCUAUCCGGGCCAACAAUGACUAUGUGGAGAGACCGGUGGCACUGGAACCGGCAUCCCAGUCAGGAUUCUACUACGCCCAUGAGGACCGUAUCGUAUACAGCCAUCACCCCCAGCCUUCCUCUCUCUCCUCUGCUCUGUCCCGUAGUCAGAGUCAGCAGCAGCAUGCUCAUCUGGCCCACCUGAGCCGCUCCAGCACAGUAAGCUCCUCCAUUUCUCGGACCAGCGCCACGUCCGACCAGCGGCUUCUGGCAGGUUUGACUCCAUCUCACUCUGGCUUUAGCACGGCUGUCCACUUUCAGCCUAAAGGGGAGCUUAAGUCCGACACUUCAUUUGGUAAAGGGCUAACAGAUGAUGAACAUUUGUUCAUCUGUGAGAGGUGUGGUCGCUGUAAGUGUCAAGAGUGCUGCAACCCCCGCCGGCUUCCAUCUUGCUGGGCUUGCGGACAACGAUGUCUUUGCUCCCCUGAGACCGCCGUGGAGUACAGUACAUGCUUGUGUUGUGUGAAAGGCCUGUUCUAUCACUGUUCUGCCCAAGAUGACGAGGAUAACUGCGCUGAUCGGCCAUGCUCCUGCACUUCAGCCCACGCCUGUGCUCGCUGGAGCACCAUGGCCCUGCUGGCCCUCUGUCUGCCCUGCCUCUGCUGCUACCCCCCUGCCAAGAUGUGUCUUGCACUAUGCCAGUGUGCCCAUGACCGAGCCACACGGCCUGGAUGCAGGUGCAGCAACACCAACACAGUGUGUCGCAAAAUUUCUGCCUCCAACCCUAACGCUGGUUACCCCCCGCUACGAAGCAAAGACCUGGAAAAGUCCCUAUGACAUAUUUAGAGAAGGGAAAUGACCAAUGCAAAGUGGAGAUACCGGCAUCCACCUGCCUUCAGAUACACCCACCCAACAAACAUGCUAUGGAAGCGUUAUUCUCCUAAUACACUUUGAAUUUGAAUCUCCAGCUCACGGGGGACCAACUAUUUAUUGUGCCUGUUCAUGUUGGAGAGCUAAUGCCUGAAACCAGGAGCUCAGCUUGAAGGAGAAACCAUCAGUUUACCUUUUAACAAUUCUCAGACAGCAAGAACCUCUCUUUGCCUUUUGUCACGUUAUCUCAACCUGAUAAAAUCUAUUUAUUUAUAGUGAAACCUCCUUCCUCCCCACCCUGAGCAAAGAGUCUGAGCAGAACACAGAGGGAAGCGACCCCUGGCGCUGUGUACAAUCUUUGCCAACAGGCGUUCUGCUCUCCUGGAACAGAAAUCUAGAUCAAGUACUCAAAUUAAUCCUAAGAUGCAUUUCUUACAAUACCAGGAGAAAAGGGAAAUAUGAACGUUUUUUUGCUAUGUUGAACGCUUGACUAGGGCUAAGCAAAGCAUCAAGGACAUAUAGUGACUGCACCCACAAUCUGAAACCAAAAAAUGGGACCAUGCACUGUACUGAGUGAAUUUAAAUGUUAUUAAAGGGGCCCUGUCACGUCGUAUGCUAAUGAAGAAAACACAACAAAACAUUUAUUCUUCUUCAGAGAUAUACGCCAAGCGUUUCUCCUGCUAGUGUUUACUAAGCCGUUUUUAAGCCUGAAAAAGAAUGUUUGCAGAAGCAUUUAGCGAUUGGCGUAAAAAAAAAAAAGAAGCUAGGUAGUAUUUUCAGAAUGUGACGGGGCCCCUUUAAGAUUGUUUGUUACAGAAAAACACUGUGAGGUGGAUGGACGAUUUUUUCUGCCCAGAACUGAACUGGGAAUUAUUUAACCAGAGAGGAUGCAUCAGUUGUGUCAUGGUAGCGUGUGAGGCCGUGUGCAAAUGUGUUUAUGCGUCCUCCUGCUGUACAACCUUUGUGCGCAUGUUGUGUGUGUGUGAGUGUGUUGUUUGGUCAGCAGAAGAAGCCUCCUUGUCUUUAUUUUUAGCUUUAUUCAAGCACCAGGGGUCUGGUCAGGUUUCCUCUUCAAGUCAGCCUGUCGCCAGCCUCACGGUGCUCUCCAACCUCCAUCUUCCGUCUCCACCUCUCUUUUUUAUCUAUGCGCUCAACCACCAAUCAGGUAAUACCAGGGUUAGGAUUAGCUCUGUUAAUAGCCAACAUUAGCUUUGGAAGAACUUGGUUUUAGAUCUGAGAAAAUGAAACGUUUUGAAGCAAUGCCGUCUGAUGAAGGCUGAGCUCAAAGAGAUGGAAGAGAACCACGAUUCAACCAAAAAAUAUGCAAGUGGCCUUUAUAUUGUAUCUCCCUACUGCCUCGUCUUUCUUCCCUCUACAGCUCAGAGGGCUAAAAGCCUCGAGUUCCAGGCCCACAGAGAGUUGAUCAAACAGGCAAUUAGCUUCCUGUUAGCCCUUAAUGGGCCAUAGAAGACUGGAGUGUGGGAGGGAGAGAGGAGAGCCAACAGGAUGCAAAGAGUUGUGGUGUUUGGCAGAUGGAGAGAGGGAUGCUAAGAGGGGAAAAAAGCUUGAUAUUGCAAUGAGGUCAUCCUUUUUUAUUUCAGCACUUCAGACUUCGAUGCAGGGGUAAUGCAAGAGAGAUUCUCCAAAAUGGAGCUUCUAAAGUGAACGAAAACAACAAACACGUUGAUUUGGGUGUGGAUUAGUAUGAAGGUGGGGGCAUAUGCAAACAUGUUCAAUGUCUGUGUGUGUGAGUUUAAGAAUGAUUGCAUUUUAGCUUGUCUGAGCACUUAAGCACUGACCUUCACACUGACCUGUUUGUUUGCUAUAUUUUUAUAUGUAAUUGUGGACCAUCUACUGUAUAAAUAUUUUUAUUCUGUUUCAUGUUCUGACACUUAUUGUUUUCCAUUUGCAAUGUCCUGUUUUACCAAACACUGGUGAGCUUUUCAGAAACGUUUGGGGCAACUCUCAGGUGCUGCACAGAUCCCAGUUACAAAAGGCAUUGUGAAAUAGAAAACUGUUCUUUUUCAAAUUUAAAGCUAAAAAAAAACAAUUUUAAAGGUCACUUUCCUCAAAAUUUACCAUACCAGCCUAAAGAACAGGACAAUUAAAAAUAAUCUGCUUUCUUUACUUUACUGUCAAUUAUAUUUCUGUUUGUUCAUGGAGGAAAUGUUAGUAUUAGACCAAGAAAACGUUGAUAAAUAAAAGGUGCAAGUUUGCACCUUUUUUUCUUUAAACCACUGAGACGUACAUUAACUUUGGAUCAUUGUCCAUAAAAUGUUUAUUCAUUAUUCCAGAACAGUCCAUAGAUAUCCCAUCAGUCUGUAAAAUAUUAACUCAAAGUGUUUAAGUUGGGCUUUUACAAAUGUAAGAAGUGCCUUUGGGUUCUUUUUGGCCAAAAGUGGCGUUAGCCCUUCGAACUCUCUAAAUUUCUUUUCUAAGCUCCCGGAUGAGUCGUCUAAGCACUCUUAGAUCAUUUUAGUAUUUCCUGUAAAAGAUGUUUUUGCUGUUUCAUGUUUCCUCUAUUAAUGGAUUAUGGCUGCAGAACCGAAGCCUUUUAAGACACAGAAGAAGCUUUGCUGCUUAUCUGUUCUUCAUUUAUUUUUUAAUGACAUGCAAUCCUCUUUGUGAUUCUUAAACAUUCUUUAUGUUGUCAAAAAGUUUCUAUUUAAGGAUUUGGGGUUUGCACAUGUCAGGCCAGUGAAAUUCAAUCCAAAAACUUUGGUAGAUUGCAGAAAACGACUGAUUAUAUUUUUUUGUCGUGGCAGUCUUUUUAAAUUAGAGUGGUCGUUAAAAAAAUAGAUUUUGGAACUACUCAGGUAAUCUUAAUCUAAUAUUAAAGCGACCUAGAAAAAUAAUUAUAAUACAAAAGCCAAACCAAAGGAAACAUUAAGGGGUAAAUACUUAGACAAACUUUAUUGCCAUUUUGUACACAGAGUGUAAACAAAAACAAAUACAGCUCAUUUUUUUUAAAGUGCAGCCGUGAUAAUGUAAGAAAUUGUUGAGAGCUGUUCUUGGUCGCUGCCUCGGAGCGUCGCCAUGGUAACCCAGAUACAAAUACUUUUAAAUCUACUCCAUGUAGAAAGGUUACUAUGAAGCUUUUCUGUAAAUUUAGGACAGUCUCAUCUGCAGCCCUUUUUGACACAUGUUGACAUAUAUAUUAUUUUAAUAAAAAAUCCUGUUUGUUGGAAAUUUUCCCUUUGAUCCGUAGAGAUGUUGGGAAACUGAACCAGCACCCUGAGUCACUCUUAUUGAGCUAAAAAGAUGCAACAAUUGUAAACCAGCUAUCUGAGCAAAUACAGAAGCACAACUUAUUAACCAGCUGCUAAAAGCUUGUUGUACUUUUAAUAAAGUUAAUAAAGAGGAAAACAAAGCAAAAAGUGGUAACUUCCUAUAAAAUAAGCAUAAUUUUGCAAGCGUUCAAUCCUUUCUGUUGCUUUACUCUGAGAUUUAAAGCCGACAAUGAUUAAAAAACUAAAAGGACUUUUUCCCAGUUGUUACCGUCUAACAUUUAACACUGGUCAAUAUGAAAUAGCAUAACAACUAAAAACACUAAUAUUUUUUAUAACAAGCACUUAAAAACUUCCAAAAAGUAAUCACUCCACACAAUUACUAAAGUAUACGAUCCAAGCAGACAAGCAGGCAUAAACGAUAAAGACCAACAAAGUUAUAAAAGCAUGAACAUUUAAAAUCAGCUAAUAUCUGUUAGAAGAGGUGGGUAGAGACUUAUUGCAUUUACAUCAAAUAAUAUCAGUACUUGGGUAACAUGUCUGGCCACCAUCACGGCUAACAAUCCUCAGAGAAGAAGAAGCAUGUUUCAGACCAAAGAGGCAUCAGAGACACACACACACUUUAUGCUUUAUGUUAUUUCUUUCUUUAACAGAAGCUCUAUUGCUUCAUUGUUAUUUUUUUGAAGGGAAAUGCAAUAAACUGUGUCUUGUUAUUGGAAGUAUCCUACACGCUUCUAAUCUUUUCAAAGCAAAUAUUUUUUAAAUUGCCACCAAACAAUUUUUACUCUUACUGCUCAUUUCUUCCUUUGCUACUUCUCACUUUUACUUCAGUAAAAAUGCAGUGAAGCAGUUCAACUCUUACUUAAAUACUAUUUACGGGUAUAUUGCCCACUUCUGAUUAGAGAAACAUUUAAAAUAUAUUUGUGGACUUCAAAGUAAGCAUUUCUAUGUUUUUAAAAUAGUUUUUAAUGUAAAAUGUGGUUUAAUGGUUUAAUGACAUUAGAGAGAUUGUUAAACAAUGAAUGCUGUCCAGGUGAAGGUAGGAGUAAACCAUGGCUGGUUUGCAGUGACUGAGCACGAGUUGCCCCUCAUGUUUCUGUGCAGCAAAGAUCCUGGAGGGACGGUGGGCAACUGAUUAAAUAUCCUCAUCCUUUUAAUGCAGUUUUUUUUAAUCCGAAGUUGCAACUUUUUCUGCAUUUAUUGAUUUUUAUACAUAAUUAUUGCAAGUAGUCCACCAAAAAACAUCAUCAGAUUCUCAGUAAUACAAUCAAAUCACUUAGAAAUGUGUCGAUAUAAAUGAAGAUAAAUGUGAGAACCCGUUUUUAGCAAAAACUAGACAGAUAAAACCAUGUUUUAUGAAAAUAAAAAGUUCCUCAUGGAAGCCACUUUUUAUACUUUGCUGGCACAUGCAUGCAGUUGUGACUAAAGCUGAAAAGCAUCUGAACAGUUUGGGUUUCUAAUCAGGAAAACAAGAGUGUUUGGUUGAAUAUUUUUCGAAGUUUUCCAAAGCGUCAUCGUUAUUGUGGAGCCAGAGGAUUCUGUUCAGAAUCUCAUCAACGCCGACUGAACACCUGCAGUCAAACCUUGGUGCUUCUGAGGAACAUCUGAGGAACAACGCUGUCAUCCUGGACAUGUUUUAGCUUUAAUUCAUAAUAGUUUUCUUUUAUUCAUGAACAAAAUGCAUAAAGGUGAAAUGUGGGGAAAAUCUGAACUCGACUCAAGAGGAAUUAAAUUACGAUGAUAAUUUUCAAGGUUUAAAAUUACAUUUUUACAUAUUUUAUAUCUUUCUUCCCUCCCUUUAUUUUCAGUGUGGUUUCUAUCGCCCUCUUCCUUCCUUCCUUCCUUCCUUCCUUCCUUCCUUCCUUCCUUCCUUCCU